CCGAUUUGCGUUUAUUCCCUGAUCCAUGUGCCACUCUUUCUGUCUCUCAACGUAAAGUGGAAUUAAAAAAACGAUAAUCUGGGACUUGCACAUUAGUUUUAUUACAUAAAAUAUCUCAAUACGCUAUGAAAUAAAUAAGCAGACAAUAUGCCUCCUUCCCAUUUGUCUCCCUCCACAUAAAAUAUAUUUUUACACAUCCAUUUACCAACGGCCUUCUCUGACAGUGCAUUAUUUCAUGAGCAUUUAUUCAACUCGGUGUCUCGUCAGAAAGUCAAUCUUGUUCAGCCAUCGCUGGUGAACUGCUGAUUGUGUUUUGCGCCAGCACCCCUCUGCUCGAUGCGGGUCCUACAUUAUUAGACUAUUUAGAUUAUUUUGCUGAAAUAAAUGUCCAAAUGAUAAGCCACUUUGUUGAGCUAUCAUUUGUGGCCAGGUCACAUUUGAACACUAAGUAAGUACCUCAGUGGCCUUUGUCUAGUAGGAUGGGGAUGGUUUCGUUGUAUUUGGAUGUGUUUAGGGUGAUUUGUUUAUCUUUCUUGGACUUUGCACCUCUAUCGUGUGUUUGUACUGUUUGUUAUUGUAACGUUCUUACCCGCCCCGACUGGACGUCUGUGAAAAAGAGCUUUAUAGCUCAACGGAUUCCUCCACUAUAAAUAUAAUUGAUUGUCCGACUGUACAAAACCACGUGGAGGUGGACAAUGAUGGCGGUGGGGGGGGGGCAGUUUAUCGUUUCCCACGCAAAAGUUUAAAGCCCACCUUUAGCCACGCCCUCUUUCGUGACGUGGCGCCGCAAGAGUGCGCGGCGAUUGGCUCAGAUUGCCGUGACGUCACGUCCACCGUGGCCACGCCCCUAGAGAAGUGAAAGGGCGGGAAACACACAUUUUCAGGCCUCGGCUGCAGCGCUCGGGGGCGACAGCCGCCACCGCGGGGGUAACCCCAACGUAAGCCCUCCGUCGCUGGCGCGCCAAGUCACGAAUUGAACGCGACGACCAAUACGAAGACGUCGGCGGAAGCAUCAUGCCGUCCUUUCGCCAGGUGGCCGAGAAGCAGCUGCCAGCCGAGAUCUUGCACAUGUGCUGGUCGCCCAAACGCGAUCUCAUCGGCCUGGCCAGCCGCUCUGGCGAGGUGCUGCUGCAUCGGCUCAGUAACUGCCAGAAGGUCUGGGGCCUGCCACCAAAUGACUCCACGGGCAGUGAAGUCACAGCCUUGGCUUGGAGGCCAGAUGGAAAAGUGUUGGCAGUCAGUUACGGAGAUACCGAGCGACUGGUGCUGUGUGAUGUUGAGAAGGCUGAGAUCCUGCACACGUGCCGUGCAUUGCACAGGGUCACCUGUAUGCACUGGGUGGAGGUGAAACAGGAAAGCAGUCCGGAGUUUAAUUUGUUUGAGGACGAUCACACUGUUUACCUGUCAAAGCUGCCAGCUUUGCCUAAGAGUGAAGAGAACUCUGAUAUUCAAAGGCUAUUGGGUGAUUCCAGGCUCAACAUUUUAGUACUUGGAAGUUCCCAUGGAGUUGUUGCAUUUUAUGCCUUUGGAAUAUUUAAAAUCGCAAGUCUUUUGAUCAAGAGUGAGGGCCAGUGCCUUCACCUGUGUCUCUCCAGCGACCUAAAGGCCCUCUCUGUAGCAGUGAAAAAGACGAGCACUGUGGACGAAUCCCACUGCAAUAUCAUUUAUUCUCAGUGGGAUACGAGUCUUCUGGCUGCCAAUCUGCCAGAGGUCACAAAAAUGGCGAGGAAGUUCACCCACAUAUCAGCUCUCCUCCAUUAUCAAUAUCUGACGGUGCAGAGCAUGAGUGGGGCAUGGGAGGACGUGCUCAUUGAAAUGGACAUGGGACUCACCAACUUUGUCAAGGAGAACCCUGACACCUCUGUGAGUAAUGAGUUCAUGGAGCUGCUGAUGUGGGGAACAGCCAGCCCUGAGCUCCAGAUGCUGCUAUUAAACAAACUCACAUUGAAGGGCUUAAAGAAGCUGGGUCAUGAGGUGGAAUCGUCUUACUACAGCAUUUUGAAGCUUCUCACCAGCCACCUGCAGAGUGGAGCUGAUGCACUUCUCUACCACCUGGUGGAGCUGAAGGGCAUGGCCAUGUGGCGACAGAAGUACGGGUGCCUGGGUCUGCGGGAGGACUCCGUGGAGGAAGCCAUCCAGAUUGUGGGUUCCUACAUGCUCAAGGCAGACGAGUUACUGCAUGUGAUUGAAAACAGCUUGAAGAAUUUCAAGUCGUUUUUCCGCUGCCUCUACGUGGCAAUGCUGCAUAUGUCAGAUGAAACCAUCCCACCAGAGCUGAGUAAGGUCAGCCAGAAGGAACUCAUGUUUGUCGCAAACUUUCUUAAAGACCACUUCGAAAAGGAACCAACGCUGUUUGAAAAAACAGGAAAAUACUUCAACGUUGAUCGUGUGGGGCAGUAUUUAAAAGAUGAGCUGCUGCUGACACCGCAAGAUAUGAAGCACAAUUCGUGGGUUAACUUUGUCGAGAAAAGCGUUCACCUUAAAGACAGCCCGCUGCUCUACACUAACUUCCCAACGCGGUCGCUGUGCCAGAUGCGCACGCUCAUGGAUGAGAACGUGCAGCAGUGUCUGCAGCAGCCAGCUGAGGUGAUCAGCGGCUCCUUGUGUGAGUGCGUCGAGGGAGUCCUGUUCAGACACCCGGCCAGAGAGGACACAAGGUCAUUCUGCUUGUCUUUCUGGAGCGACGAAGAUGCCUCUCAGCAGUACGCGGUCUACUCUGUGGGCGCCGUUCCCACCUCAUCCCUCAUCCUCAUGCGGACCACCACAGACUCCACACGUGCCCGGAAUGAAAUUCCUGGCUCCCUUCAGCUGGUUGCGUUAGAGUUCUGGGGCCGAAUGAAGCGGAAACGUAGCGAGCGAGUGGACGACACAAAGAGUAAACACAGGGUGGUGGACGCCAAGUUCUAUGAUGGGCAGACGCUGAGUGUGCUGCUGCUGGAGGAAGACGGCGGAGAGGAGAAAGGACCGCUGCUGGCUCAGGUCCCGUUCGCUUCGGUGUACAGGGACCAGGAGCAGCAGCUGUCACUGCAAUCUUGCAGCUUUAAAACGAGUUUGGAGGAGCAGAAGGGCAGUAUCCCGGUGCACGUGGUGACCUUGGUGGACCAGUGGAGGAGGAUGGAGAACAUGAAGGCACGGUUCGUCUCAGUCAACGGCAUCCGCAACGUUUCCUGCGUGCUGAGCAGUAACCUCCGCCACGUGCGCAUGUUCGAGAUGGACGUGGAGGAGGAGGGGGAGGCCGAGGAGGCCGCGGACGAGAGCAUCGACGCGCUGGAGGAGUCGAGCGACAAAACGCUCGAGCGCGUGCCGGACGAGGGCGACGUCUCUGUGUCACUAGACACCUCCGAGCUUUGCGACGGGGCCGGGCAGAGCACAUCCGGUGCCGACAACCGUUAAAGAUCGUUGUUGGCCCCUGCUGCCAAAUCACAGCGGCAGUGUCGAGGUGAAGCGUUCAGCACCGUUUAACAGUGGUGGUUCGUGCUGGGACGUGUGAAAAAACUAUUUGGGGCUCAUGCAAAUGAUUACUUUAGAUUUUUGCUUAUACAAAAUGAGCACGAACUUGCCAUUAAUGUGUUUGAUGUCAUGAAAAUAUAUCCCUGGAUUUCUGUGUAACUGUUUGUUUCCGAAAAGGACCCCAAUGUAUAAAUAUUCAAAUAUAUCUUGUUUAAAAGUUGGUAUUAACUUAAUUAUGAAAAUACAUAAUUAACAUUGCAGGCUGGAUAUAUUUUAGGAUUUCACUCGUCUAAAAGCUGUACUGCAGUCGUUCACGUAAAAUAAUCAAAAGCAUCAUUAGAGAAUGCAAUUAAUUAAAUAAAUAAGUUGACAAUAUUCCUCUUUCCCAUAUUUGUCUUCACAAAAAAACAUUUUUAAGAUAGUAAUAGAUAACGGAGUAUAACAGAUCUACUUUACCAGAGCAGCACAUGCGAGGGCACUGCAAUUUCAGCUGAUAUAUGUAAAACUUCUUUCGCACCCGACGUAGCCAACCAUCUUCUUGGUUCUUUCGGUAAAGUCACGUAGAAGGGAAAUAAUAAAAUAAUAAAAAUAAAACAAAAUAAAAUUCUCACGGCGUUUUGGCCACAACACAAGCAGCCGUCCUCAGGUUGAAGACAGAGCUGUCUGAAAGAUAGCGCACUGCUAAGCUUGGCAACGUAUUUAAGCUGGGUGGGAGAAGAGCACCUUGACAAAGGAGUUUAAAUAUCAACAGAAGAAUUUAGCAUUGAAUAAGCUGUGUUAAUGUGAGAUAAUUAGCAGGAUGUUAAAGUCAGAAAUUGUAGCCAACCAUGCUAAUCGGAGGUGCAGGGGAAGGACAACUCAACACAAAAAGAAAUUCGUUUUCAGUUUGUAUGGGAUGCGAUGCUGUCAAAGGUUCUCAGUUUCCAUCACAACACUUGCUUCAUUAUUGCCACAUUAAUUUGUUUUCACACACAAAGCACAAUUUUUUUGGUCAGAUUUUAUUGCAAUAAAACACCAAAUCAGCAAGUGAGUUGAUUGUGUUUUAUCUUGAUUUGAAGCUUUUGUGACUGCAGGAAUCCAUAUUCUGGUUCUUUCGGUAAAAUCACGUUGAUAGGAAAAUAAUAAAAGAACACAAUGUUUUGGUCGCAACACAAGCGUCCGUCAUCAGGUGAGAAUGAUCUUGUGCUGUGGCUUUAUAUCGGCAGGGGGGGGGGGUUUGUGAAGUCGUGGCUGAAG
Molecule: messenger RNA, 4686 nt
Organism: Lethenteron reissneri (Far Eastern brook lamprey)
Lineage: Eukaryota; Metazoa; Chordata; Hyperoartia; Petromyzontiformes; Petromyzontidae
Gene: ANAPC4
Product: anaphase promoting complex subunit 4
Biological process (GO): regulation of mitotic metaphase/anaphase transition; protein K11-linked ubiquitination; anaphase-promoting complex-dependent catabolic process
Cellular component (GO): nuclear periphery; anaphase-promoting complex
Molecular function (GO): protein binding
Source: RefSeq, a predicted model, not a curated record